Messenger RNA from Fusarium redolens, 435 nucleotides. RefSeq lists its product as uncharacterized. Bases 1 to 381 code for a protein of 126 amino acids. Lineage: Eukaryota; Fungi; Ascomycota; Sordariomycetes; Hypocreales; Nectriaceae. The record is from RefSeq and is a predicted model, not a curated record. The transcript is spliced from 2 exons.
AUGGCUAAGGAACAUCCAGCAAAGAUUCCUGCCAAAGACAAAACACCCAAGAACAAAAAGUCAAAGUCAAAGUUACAUAGACUAAAAACCGUCGAUGAGCCUCAGAAGGGCCGAGGUUGUGACUCUAUUCGGAACACGUUGACAGCACUGCAUAACACCGUCUUCAGUAAACGUAAAGAUAUCCCCGCCGAAGUGCAAGAGUUCUGCUAUCGUGUUGGUAUUCUGCACACUCACGUGCUUGAGUUUGCCUUGAAGGCUAGUAUCAACGAACAAGAUGGAGAAUGCAUGGAUUGGCAAUGGGAACCAACGACCCCCGUUCACCUGUUUCGUAUGACCUAUGAAGAAUCUUGUUAUCCUGAUGGAGCGGUAGUGAGGCCUUGAGAUAUGAGCAAUUCACAAAUACCUAAGGGGACGUAAUGUCACGAUGAUACCUUG